AUGUUCUUCGGUGCAUCAGCAGACAUCCCCCUGGAAGGUAAUGAGAAGAUCUUACAAGAUGAACCAGACGUUCAAUGUCGCAAUCAACCACAAAUAUUCCGGGGUAUGGAAUACCCGCCAGGAACGAAAUACGAUUUGGAGUACGCAGAUCUUGAUGCGCUUGAUAUCUCACGCCUGGACACUCUCGAAGGGAAGCAGGAGCUCGCAGCCAAAGUCUCAUCCUUCGUUAGCAAGAAUGCAUUCUUCUACGUGAAAGGACAUGGUCUGACUGGAGAUCGAAUCAAGCGUCAGUACAGCAUUGCCAGAGAGCUGUUCAACCUUCCACUCGAAGAAAAGCUUCACUACCUCGCCAACACCAGAGCUGGUGACUUUCGUGGAUAUAAGCCAAGAUCAACAGGUGAACUCGGAGCUAGAGACAACGAUGAGAGAUACAACAUCCCUAAACUCACGCCUGAGCAUGGACGACUCCGUCCCCAAUUGAUCCACGACCAUCUGGAAGAGAUCAAAGACUUCUCUUUGCAUAUACAUGAUCAGAUACUUGUGCCUCUUCUGCAACUGUUCGCAUACAUCCCAGAAAUCGACGAAGACUACUUCGUCAGCCGUCAUCGCUACGAAGCCAAAGGACUAGAGUAUCUGUCAUACAUGCAAUACUUGCCACGCACAGAAGCAGAAGAUGCAGCCGUCAACAACAUCUGCCCCAGAGGUCAUGCAGACUAUAACGCCUUGACUUUCCUUUUCCAUCAACCUGUAUCUGAUCUUCAAGUACAGACUCCUGAUGGCUGGAAAUAUGUCAAGUCUUUUGAAGACACUAUCAUUGUCAAUGUUGCUGAUGCGCUAGAAUUCUGGAGUAGAGGCUAUCUCAAGUCGACAGUUCAUCGAGUGAUUCGACCUCCGCCAGAUCAAGCUGAUAAGCCUCGUUUGAGUCUGAUCUACUUUGCCAGACCAGAGGCCGAUAUUGAACUUGCACCUGUGCAGAGUCCACUCUUGCAGCGACUCGGUCUCCAAUCGAGCACCGAAGAUGUCCCAAGGGGUGUUACAGCCGAAGAAUGGGCAAGAGCACGAAUCGCCAAGGACCACAGAUUUAGGACUGGAGUGGUCCAGAAAGGGGAAGGAGAAAUCAUCGCAGGCGUACAGGAGAAAUUCUACGACUGA
Molecule: messenger RNA, 1152 nt
Organism: Aureobasidium subglaciale EXF-2481
Lineage: Eukaryota; Fungi; Ascomycota; Dothideomycetes; Dothideales; Saccotheciaceae
Exons: 5
Coding region: 1-1152 (383 amino acids)
Molecular function (GO): dioxygenase activity
Source: RefSeq, a predicted model, not a curated record